Molecule: messenger RNA, 7469 nt
Organism: Thalassophryne amazonica
Lineage: Eukaryota; Metazoa; Chordata; Actinopteri; Batrachoidiformes; Batrachoididae
Product: triple functional domain protein-like
Cellular component (GO): cytoplasm
Molecular function (GO): protein binding; guanyl-nucleotide exchange factor activity
Source: RefSeq, a predicted model, not a curated record
CGCUCCCCUCGGCUGCACUCCGAGGAGGAACCCGGUGCUCCCCGUCUGUUCGCUACCCCAAGAUGGAGGUCUGCAGAUGGCACAGCUAGUGUUUAGGAGUCACCGCGAACCUCCGUGUGUGGCUUUAAUGGCGCUUUUGUCUGGACCGAAGUGAUUUUUUCCCCCUCUGUCUUUUUGCCCUUUUCGGGAAGGAACUAUACUUUGGAGAUACUACGCUGCCGGUUUUGGUUACGGCAGUCAUGAGCUCCGGCGAAGGAGCGGAGGAGACCGAGAGGGAUGGCACCGACAUAGCGCCGUUCUUCAAGACCGAUGGAUCCCUCCCGAAAGAGCCAAAAGGAGAUGUAUCAAGUCAGAUACCAGGUUUCAAGAGAAAUGAAGAGAUGAGAGCAAUGGAGGUGCUUCCCAUCCUCAAAGAAAAAGUUGCUUUUUUAUCAGGUGGUAGAGACAAGCGCGGCGGCCCAGUCUUAACAUUUCCCUCACGCAGUAACCAUGACAGAAUACGACAGGACGACCUGAGGAGACUGAUCGCCUACCUCGCCGGCAUCCCCAGCGAGGAGGUGUGCAAACAUGGCUUCACGGUCAUUGUGGACAUGCGCGGCUCCAAGUGGGACAGCAUCAAGCCUCUGCUGAAGAUCCUGCAGGAGUCCUUUCCGUCCUGCAUCCACAUCGCCCUCAUCAUCAAACCGGACAACUUCUGGCAGAAACAGAGGACCAACUUUGGCAGCUCCAAGUUUGAAUUUGAGACCACCAUGGUGUCAUUAGAGGGACUGACAAAGGUUGUGGACCCCUCUCAGCUAACGGCAGACUUUGAUGGCAGCUUGGACUACAACCACGAAGAAUGGAUAGAGGUCCGGGUGGCUUUUGAGGAGUUCUCUGGUCAUGCCACACAGAUGUUGGCUCGUCUAGAAGAAAUACAGGAAACUGUGUCAAGGAAAGACUUCCCCCAAGACCUAGAAGGUGCCAGGAGGAUGAUUGAGGAGCAUGCCACGCUGAAGAAGAAAGUCAUAAAAGCCCCUAUAGAGGAACUGGAUACUGAGGGACAGAGGUUGCUCCAGCGUAUCCAGUGCGGUGAGUCAUUCUCCAACCGUAAUGGCAGCAGUGGCGGGAGUGGCGGCAGCAGCAGUAGCAGUGGUGGGGUUUGUAAUGCUGAUACCCAGGGCCUGGUCCCAAGGAUCACCCAGCUGCUGGACAAGUUGCAUUCCACUCGACAGCAUCUCCACCAGACCUGGCAUGUCCGCAAACUCCAGUUGGAUCAGUGCUUCCAGCUCCGCCUCUUUGAACAGGAUGCAGAGAAGAUGUUUGACUGGAUCAUGCACAAUAAGGGCUUGUUUCUGGCAGGCUACACAGAAAUUGGCAACAACCACCCCCACGCCGUUGAACUGCAAACCCAGCACAGCCACUUUGCUAUGAACUGCAUGAACGUGUAUGUGAAUAUCAACCGCAUCAUGUCAGUGGGGAACAGACUACUGGAGUCGGGUCACUAUGCCUCUCAGCAGAUUAAGCAGAUCUCAGGCCAGCUGGAGCAACAGUGGAAAGCCUUUGCAGCAGCACUGGACGAGCGUAGCACGUUGUUGGAGAUGUCGGCCAGCUUCCACCAGAAAUGUGACCAGUACAUGAGCAACGUGGACUCGUGGUGCAAGGCCUGCGGUGAGGUGGAUUUACCCUCUGAGCUGCAAGACCUGGAAGACGCCAUCCACCAUCACCAAGGCCUGUAUGAACACAUCACUUCAGCAUACUCUGAGGUGAGCCAAGAUGGCAAAGCCUUGUUGGACAAAUUGCAGCGACCUUUGACCCCAGGCAGUGCGGAUUCUCUGACAGCAUCAGCGAACUACUCCAAAGCGGUGCGGCACGUCCUGGACAUUAUCCACGAAGUGCUGCAUCACCAGCGGCAGCUGGAAAACAUCUGGCAGCACCGCAAAGUUCGACUACACCAGCGUCUGCAGCUCUGUGUCUUUCAGCAGGAUGUUCAGCAGGUGCUGGACUGGAUUGAAAACCACGGUGAGGCCUUCCUCAGCAAGCACACAGGUGUGGGAAAAUCCCUCCAUCGAGCCCGCGCGCUUCAGAAACGCCACGAAGACUUUGAGGAAGUGGCACAGAAUACGUACACCAAUGCUGACAAGCUGCUGGAAGCAGCGGAGCAGUUGGCCCAGACGGGCGAGUGCGACCCAGAGGAGAUCUACCAGGCCGCCCACCAGCUCGAAGACAGAAUCCAAGACUUCGUCCGCCGUGUGGAGCAGCGGAAAGUCCUGCUGGACAUGUCUGUCGCGUUUCACACACAUGUCAAAGAGCUUUGGACGUGGCUGGAGGAGCUACAGAAGGAGCUGCUGGACGACGUUUACGCCGAGUCGGUGGAGGCUGUCCAGGAUCUCAUUAAGCGCUUCGGCCAGCAGCAGCAGACCACGCUGCAGGUCACGGUCAACGUCAUCAAGGAAGGAGAAGAUCUCAUCCAGCAGCUCAGGGACUCGGCCAUCUCCAGCAACAAGACGCCCCACAACAGCUCCAUCAACCACAUCGAGAGCGUUCUGCAGCAGCUGGACGAGGCCCAGGCUCAGAUGGAGGAACUUUUUCAGGAGAGGAAGAUCAAACUGGAGCUCUUCCUCCAGCUCCGCAUCUUUGAAAGGGAUGCCAUUGAUAUCAUCUCUGACUUGGAGUCAUGGAACGAGGAGCUGACGGGUCAGAUGAAGGAUUUUGACACAGAGGACUUGACGGUGGCCGAGCAGAGGUUGCAGCACCACGCUGACAAAGCCCUGACCAUGAACAACCUCACCUUUGACGUCAUCCACCAGGGACAGGAGCUGCUACAAUAUGUCAAUGAAGUUCAGGCCUCUGGCGUAGAGCUGCUGUGUGACAGAGAUGUUGACAUGGCAACACGGGUUCAAGACCUGCUGGAGUUCCUUCAUGAAAAGCAGCAAGAGCUGGACUUGGCAGCCGAGCAGCACCGCAGGCACCUGGAGCAGUGUGUCCAACUGAGACACCUGCAGGCUGAGGUCAAACAGGUUCUAGGUUGGAUUCGUAAUGGGGAGUCGAUGUUAAAUGCCGGUCUAAUCACAGCCAGCUCCCUUCAGGAAGCUGAGCAGCUCCAGAGAGAACAUGAGCAGUUUCAGCACGCUAUUGAGAAAACCCACCAGAGCGCCCUGCAGGUUCAGCAGAAGGCAGAGGCUCUGCUCCAGGGCAACCACUACGACAUGGACCUGAUCAGAGACUGUGCUGAGAGUGUGGCGUCCCACUGGCAGCAGCUCAUGCUGAAGAUGGAGGACCGCCUCAAACUGGUGAACGCCUCUGUGGCCUUCUACAAGACCUCUGAACAGGUUUGCAGUGUGUUGGAAAGUCUGGAGCAGGAGUACAAGAGAGAGGAGGACUGGUGCGGAGGAGCUGACAAAUUGGGACCCAACUCUGAAACGGAUCAUGUCAGCCCCAUGAUCAGUAAGCAUCUGGAGCAAAAAGAGGCCUUCCUCAAGGCGUGCACGCUGGCCAGACGAAACGCAGACGUCUUCCUCAAAUACCUGCAUAGGAACAGCGUCAACAUGCCCGGGAUGCUGAGCCACAUCAAAGCGCCAGAGCAGCAGGUUAAGAACAUAUUGAAUGAGCUGCUGCAGAGGGAAAACAGAGUUCUGCACUUCUGGACCAUGAGGAAGCGACGGUUGGACCAGUGUCAGCAGUAUGUGGUGUUUGAGCGCAGUGCCAAACAGGCUUUGGAGUGGAUUCACGACACUGGUGAGUUUUAUCUGUCUACACACACCUCCACUGGCUCAACAAUCCACCACACGCAAGAGCUGCUGAAGGAGCACGAGGACUUCCACAUCACAGCCAAGCAAACCAAAGAGCGAGUGAAGCUGCUGAUCCAGCUGGCUGAUGGGUUCUGUGACAAAGGCCACAGUCACGCAGCAGAGAUCAAAAAGUGGGUAACGGCUGUCGACAAGCGCUACCGUGACUUCUCCCUGCGCAUGGACAAGUACCGCUGCAGUUUGGAGAAAGCUUUGGGCAUCUCAUCCGACUCUAACAAAGCAAGUAAAGAUCUCCAACUGGACAUCAUCCCAGCCACAGCUCCAGGGUCAGAGGUCAAGCUAAGGGAUGCUGCUCAUGAGCUCAAUGAGGAGAAGCGCAAGUCUGCACGCAGAAAGGAAUUCAUCAUGGCUGAGUUGAUUCAGACAGAAAAGGCUUACGUGCGAGACCUGCGGGAGUGUAUGGAUACCUACCUGUGGGAGAUGACAAGUGGUGUGGAAGAAAUUCCUCCAGGAAUCAUCAACAAGGAGCACAUCAUCUUUGGAAACAUGCAGGACCUCUAUGAAUUCCAUCAUAACAUUUUUCUUAAAGAGCUGGAGAAAUACGAGCAACUGCCAGAGGAUGUUGGCCAUUGCUUUGUUACAUGGGAUGAUAAAUUCCAGAUGUAUGUGAACUACUGCAAGAACAAACCUGAUUCCACGCAGCUCAUCUUGGAGCACGCCGGAAACUACUUUGAUGAGAUCCAGCAGAGGCACAGACUGGCUAACUCCAUCUCUUCCUACUUGAUUAAACCCGUGCAGAGAAUCACCAAGUACCAGCUCCUGCUAAAGGAGCUGUUGACCUGCUGCGAAGAGGGUAAAGGAGAGAUCAAGGAUGGCCUGGAGGUGAUGCUCAGUGUUCCCAAAAAAGCCAACGAUGCCAUGCACCUUUCAAUGUUGGAAGGUUUUGAUGAAAACAUUGAAUCCCAGGGCGAGCUGAUUCUCCAGGACUCCUUCCAGGUUUGGGAUCCGAAGACACUGAUCCGAAAGGGCCGAGAGCGCCACCUCUUCCUGUUUGAGAUGUCUCUAGUUUUCAGCAAGGAGGUCAAAGACUCAAACGGCCGCAGUAAAUACAUCUACAAGAGCAAACUGUUUACCUCAGAGUUGGGGGUGACUGAGCACGUCGAGGGAGACCCAUGUAAGUUCGCUCUUUGGGUGGGACGCACCCCAACAUCCGACAACAAGAUUGUACUCAAGGCGUCGAACAUUGAGAACAAGCAGGACUGGAUCAAACACAUAAGAGAAGUGAUCCAGGAGCGCACCAUUCACCUGAGAGGAGCCCUGAAGGAGCCGAUCCAUAUCCCCAAAACAACCGCCGUCAAGCACCACAAGGGCCGAAGGGAUGGAGAGGAUCUGGACAGUCAGGGUGAAGGGAGCAGCCAGCCAGACACCAUCUCUCUGGCAUCACGCACUUCACAGAACACACUGGACAGUGACAAGCUCUCUGGUGGCUGUGAGUUGACUGUGGUGAUUCAUGACUUCACGGCCAGCAACAGCAACGAGCUGACAGUGCGGCGCGGCCAAACAGUGGAGGUUCUAGAGCGUUGCCACGACAAGCCAGACUGGUGCCUGGUCAGGACCACAGACCGCUCUCCUGCCCAGGAGGGCUUGGUGCCCUGCUCCACCCUCUGCAUCGCCCAUUCCCGAUCCUCCAUGGAGAUGGAGGGAAUCUUCAACCACAAAGAUACCCUGUCGGUGUGCAGCAACGACUCCAUCAUGGCCGGCUCGUCCACAACACUUCAGCCAGGUCACAGCAUCAGCUCUCACAACUCACCAGGACCAAAACGACCAGGUAACACCUUGCGGAAGUGGCUCACCAGCCCUGUGCGCCGACUCAGCAGUGGGAAGGCGGACGGCCACGUGAAGAAACUGGCUCACAAGCACAAGAAGAGCCGUGAGGUGAGGAAGAGCGGCGAGAUAACAAUCGGGUCCCAGAAAGACUCAGACGACAGCGCGGCCACACCUCAGGAUGAGACCGUGGAGGAGCGGGUUCGUAACGAGGGCCUGUCGAGCGGCACGCUGUCCAAGUCCAGUUCUUCGGGCAUGCAGAGUUGUGGUGAGGAGGAAGGCGAGGAAGGUGCCGAUGCUGUUCCUCUGCCUCCCCCCAUGGCCAUCCAGCAGCACAGUCUGCUGCAGCCAGACUCACAGGAUGACAAGACCGCAUCUCGUUUAUCUGUCCGCCCGUCAAGUUCAGAGACGCCCAGUGCUGCUGAGUUGGUGAGCGCCAUCGAGGAGCUGGUCAAAAGCAAGAUGGCUCUGGAGGACAGACCCAGCUCUCUGUCAGUGGAACAAGGAGACAGCAGCUCUCCAUCUUACCCAUCUGACAACUCCCUCCUCUCCUCCUCCUCCCUGGAUGACAUGGAUGAACGCCGGACCAUCCUCCUGAAGAAAAGACAGUCCAUCCUGUUGGAGCUGGUGGGAGACAGAAAGAGAUUACGUCAAGACCUCAGUCUGGUGGUGGAGGGCUACAUGAGCAGGAUGAAGGAGGAGGGCGUCCCUGAUGAUAUGAAGGGGAAAGACAAAAUCGUGUUUGGUAACAUCCAUCAAAUCUACGACUGGCACAAAGAUUUCUUCUUUGGGGAGCUGGAGAAAUGUUUGGAUGACCCUGACAGACUGGGACCACUCUUUCUUAAACAGGAACGGAGACUCAACAUGUACGUGGUCUACUGUCAAAAUAAGCCCAAGUCUGAGCACAUUGUCUCAGAGUACCUUGACACCUACUUUGAGGACUUGAAGCAGCGACUGGGUCACAGGCUGCAGAUCACUGACCUGCUCGUCAGGCCGGUCCCAAGGAUAAUGAAGUACCAGCUGCUGCUCAAGGGUUUCCUCAAGCAAUCUAAAAAGGCGGGGCUGGAGUCUGUGGAGUUGGAGAAAGCAGUGGAGGUCAUGUGCAUUUUGGCUAAAAGGUGCAACGAUAUGAUGAACGUUGGCCGGCUUCAGGGAUUUGAAGGGAAGAUUGUGGCUCAGGGACGUCUUUUGCUGCAGGACACAUUCAUGGUGUCCGACCCCGAGUGCAGCCUGCUGGGCCGGAUGAAGGAGAGGAGAGUCUUCCUCUUUGAGCAGCUGGUCAUCUUCAGUGAGCCACUGGACAAGAAGAAAGGUUUCUCCUUACCAGGCUUCCUCUAUAAAAACAGCAUCAAGGUCAGCUGUUUGGGUCUGGAAGAGAAUGUGGAAGGUGAUCCCUGCAAAUUUAUGAUCACUUCCCGCUCGAGCAGUGGCACCGUGGAAUCCUUUGUGCUUCACUCCUCCCACCCAGGUGUGCGUGAGGUCUGGACCCUUCAGAUCAGUCAGAUUCUGGAGAGCCAACGCAACUUCCUCAAUGCUCUAACGUCACCAGUUGACUAUCAGAGGAACCAUGUAGGUGGCAGCACUGGGCAUUGUACGCCCAGCAUGGGUGUUCCAAGUGGUCAUAGUGUGUCUUGUGCAACCCUUGGAAGUGGAGGACCCCAGGGGAGCUCCAUUCCUACAGGUCCCCAAGGAGGUUCUCGUCGACCCUCUAGGAUCCCCCAGCCCUCCCGCUUGCCCAGCCCCUACGGCAAUCACCCCGGAGCCAACAUGGACGGCCCCAACAAGAUGACAGAGUGAAAGUAGCAGCAGCAGUAGCGUAUCCACCAUGUUGGUGACCCAGGACUAUAUGGCCGUGAAAGAGGAUGAGAUCAGUGUCAUUCAGGGUGAAGUUGUCCAGAUUCUGGCCAGCAAUCAGCAAAA